CGCUCAGCCACGCCCGCCCGCCUCGGUGUCGUCCAUCUCCGCCUCUCGCGCCCCGCGGUCACGCACGCGCGCGACCGUCCUCAGCGCUCGCCGUCCUCCUCCCUCCCUCAUCCAGCGCUGCAGACGGCCACCUUCGCACUCUCACACUGCGUUGCUUCCUCGCCCUCACGCACCAGCCCGAGCGAGCUUAGUGAUCUGCGAGAGACAGAUUUCCCUCCAACAGUGGUCGCACUUCCUUACCGUCGCCGCUGACCUUGUCAGAUCUUUUAGCUGCAGUUGCUGUUCUGCGACCAUUCAGCGUCGCAUUCAAUGUCUUGCGUUAUGUCGCCGCAUACAAUCAGCCCCCCUGCAAUGAUCGGGGCCGAUGUACUCGUGGGCACGGCGAAGCUUCGUUUCGAUGAACUCGAGCUUCCUGUGACCUUUGAACAGCUUGCGCGGCGUAUUGUCGAGCGAGGAUAUCCGGCUCCUCAUCAAGUCAUCUGCCGACCAGGCAGUCAUGCACUUGAAAUCACCGAAGGUCCGUCUAUGUUUACACCGAGAAAAGGCGGCAAAAUCAACAUCAAGCAGCCUUUUAUACACUAUUACCACAAGGUGUACCUUCCAGCAAUCCGCGGCCUCACGGGAGAUCGAUCGAAAGAGAAAUCCCUGCACCACAUCAGCGAAUCUCAGGUGAAACGGGACCAGACCAUGAUCGGAGUCGGAGGUGUCAAUAUACAAUUUCAGCGAACGAUCCGUGUGCCAGACAAUAACAAAGUACAAGCCCUGCCUCCCAACAUGGGUGCAUUUGAAGUCUACAAUGUUGCAGACUUUGCUGACAGACUCCCAAAGUCUGUAGUCAGCAAGGGAGGGGUCUUCAUCGCUAUGUAUCAAAGGGAGGCCAUGUGGAUAUCCUUCUCUCACCCAUAUGGGACUGGCCAGCAUCAUGCUGUCAAGGUCUCUGUUGGUGGAGUCAAUGCUCUUACAGGGAAGCCACAAGAUAUGUACAGUGAAGGUCACCAGGAUUAUCUGGCCAUCAAUAAUAACAGUGGUCAACUCUGGCUGGAUGGGAUCUGUACUGCUCCUGGGAUUGUCCAACAAUUUGUGGCAAUGCCACUUGGCCAUGGAUAUACUGUUGAAGGCCAGGUGACAGGGAAAGAAGAUGUUGGAGGCAUGCAACUUGAUGUCUUCAACAAAUAUGCAACCCCAGUCAUCUUCAAGUGCAAUGGGAAGAAUCUGAACCUGUUCAAUUCACCAGAGCAUGAAGGUCUCAGACUGAAGGAGUCUUUAUCUAUGGAUGCUGAUACCAACAUCUCAGAAACUUUAGGCCAAUGGAACUCAUCAUUGAAACAUGCAAGCUUCACUGCAGGUUCAUCCAUUCAAGUCACAGCUUGUGACAGGGAAAUAUAUGUCAAAACACUUACUGGGAAGACAAUCACUAUACCAUACCACUGGCAAAAUAACUUGACUGUUGGUGGUCUCAAAGCAGUGCUUCAACGCAGAGAGGGCAUUCCACCUGAUCAGCAAAGACUGAUAUUUGCUGGCCGUCUGUUAGAAGAUGGAAGACAGCUGUCUGACUACAACAUCCAAAAGGAGUCAACCAUUCACUUAUGUCAGCCAUUGAGAGGUGGUGGCGAUUGUGAUGCCAUAGCAGGUUUUGCUGCAGGGGGGCGAAUCUCGCAGAAGAUCAACCGAGACACAUUGCCACCAUCUGCAUACGACGGGACCGCGCCGACACGCCUUCAUAUCACUGUCAUCAACGCGGCCUACUUCUCUGCGAUGACAGGCCUCCCUGCACCCUCUACCCCUGUUACCACGUCGAUCUACUUGCAGAACAAGCUGCCGUGGUUCACGUUCUACGACGAACGUGUCCCUUCAGCGAAGAUGAACUUCGACGCGAACCCCCUGUCCAACGUCAAGUCCGUCGCAACGCUGGACGCUGAGCGCGAUAGACAGCGAAACGCCAAACCGAGCCUAGAGUGCGUGUUCUGCGCCUACGGCAAGGCCGCUGUUAUACUCCAUCCCUGCCGCCACACCCUCUGCGAGGACUGCGCGUCGGGCCUUGGCGAGGACGUCUGCCCAGCGCGCGGAUGCCCGACGACGGUCGAUUGGCACGAGAGGCUCGUCGACGAGUCGAACGUCGGGCUGGAGGCCGGGUCGUACGAGGACUGCGUCAUUCACUUGAAGCGGUAUGCGCAGAGCGAGAAGGUCGCGAGCUUCAUACUGCGCGAGAACGCCGUCUCAAGGCUGUCGGGAGACGGUGGAGGGAGAUGAGUUCUGCGUCGAGAUGCUGUGAAUUGUACCUCAAUUUGUUGUUUGUCGGUCGCCUUCAUGUACAGUAGCGAGUUCGAGAGUCAUUGCGUGUACUUGGUCGUAGUUGACAGAACAGAGGGUCUCUGUUUA
Molecule: messenger RNA, 2379 nt
Organism: Rhodofomes roseus
Lineage: Eukaryota; Fungi; Basidiomycota; Agaricomycetes; Polyporales; Fomitopsidaceae
Exons: 16
Coding region: 310-2250 (646 amino acids)
Biological process (GO): protein ubiquitination; modification-dependent protein catabolic process
Cellular component (GO): nucleus; cytoplasm
Molecular function (GO): protein tag activity; ubiquitin protein ligase binding
Source: RefSeq, a predicted model, not a curated record